AUGUCAUUUGAAAAAGUCAAUGAAAAAGAUACUCUUUCAGAGUUGUCAAGCAAAAAUAAUGAUCCAUGUAGCCUUUUAAGCUUUCAUAAUGAUUUUCUUCACUUUGGUAGCUUAUUUUCAAGGUAAUUUUCACAUAGCCAGCUGACCUCAGAAAAUGAAAAAGCUUAUAGCUACUUUAAGGAUUUUGCUGAUGGAGAAGAUAGCUUAAAACUUUUAGAAUUCAUAGAAAACUCAAGAUUAGACAGCGAAAUAUUGCAAAUUUACUGUGAAAUGAUUGUUAAGAUAUUAUCAAAGUAAUUUAUAAAAAGGAAAUGGAGUUUAUUCCCAUGUGAGUUUAUAUCAAUGCUAUCCAAAAUUGUAAAAAGUAAGAUUUUUGAAAAUAUUAAAGAUGUUUUUAGAUUAAAAACGUUAAAAGAAUGUUGUGCAAAAUUGACUGGAGAGAUUUAUUUUCAGGAAAAUAAUGAAGAUCUCUGAGAAUUUGUAAUUGGGAAUUUGGAUCUUUCUUAUGAGCACAUAGAUAUAAGCAUUGAUAUAAUCAAAUACAUAAUUAAACGCCAAAAUAUUAUGGAAAAGUUGUAUAUAAAAGAUUUUCAUAGAAAAAUUUCUGAAUCGAUACCAAUGACAUCCAUGGUCACGAAAAUCAUAGAAAGCUGAUUCUUAAACAAAAGCCAAAAUAGUGAGCUAGGAGAGAUUAAUAUUCAGAAUUUUAUAUCUAAAACAUUACCAUCUCUAUUUGUUAAGCUUUUACAGACGUUAGAGACUAGUAUAGAUGAUACAACCAAUCAUGGUAAUAAAAUUGAAAUUAUUCAGAAAAUUAUUUGUUUACUCAAUGAUAUCUUGCAGUUUGAUGGAAAGUUAUCUUUUAAAAACGAAGAAAUAGAUGAAAUUUAUUCAAAAAAUAUUUUCUUGAUAUUUUUCAAAUUAUUUGAAAAUUUUUUAGCAUUAAAUAAUCCCUUAGCUGCUGCAAAUUGUUUGCAAUUUAUUGGUCUCAAUCAAGAAAAGAUAAUUAUAAGCUUAAAUCAAAAUAUUGUUAAAUAUCACAUGCUAGAAAUUAUCAAAGGAAUUACAGUAAUCUUCACAACAAAAUUUGGGCUUGAUCAUGAAAUUGUUUACAAUUCUUUUAUCAAGCUUAUAUCUAAACUAGAUCACAAAGAAAUAGCUCAUAAUAAUGAUUUUUAUAUGGAAAUCAGCAGUUUUACGAUCAAUGCUUUGCAAUCAAAAAAUUCCAAAAAAUGUUGACUUGAUUUAAUAAAUUUUUGGAAAAAUCUUUCAGAAAAUGAUUGUUUUAUGAAUAGGAUUUUAAAGCAAACUUCGUGGGAUAUUUGGAAAAUUUAUGUCAAAAUUAUUUUUGAUUUUGAAGAUGAGGGAAUAUGGAGCCACCAUGACGCAAAAUUGGUAGUUGUAUUUAAAAUCUCUGAUGAUUAUUAUCAGGAAUUUGGUAGAUGGAUUCUUAAGCAUUAUAAUGUAUUAAUGUCAGCUGACAUAGAGUAUAGGGUUUGACCCUCAACAGCCCGAUGAGGGCAGAUGAUCCCUCGCGGAAUCAUCUACCCUUAUCGGGCUAUUGAGAGUCAAACCCUAUAUGAAAAUUGCACAAAGCUAAUUAAACUGAUUUAUAUUUGAUGCUCCAUAAUAAAAAAUGAAUAUAAAAAUAUAUCCCAAAAAAGCCUAACCUCGAUGCGAGUAAACUAUGAAAAGUUUUGUAUCCACCAAGAAAUGCUUGAAAAUGUUUUAAAAGUUAUUUUGGCAAUAGAAGACUUCAAUAAUAUUUUUUCUCAUCCAUUAUUGCAGCCUUGCCUUUAUUUCAUAAAAUGCUUUAUUAAGCUCUACUGUAGCAGAUUCUGAAGCCAAACGCUUAUUCCACCUCAUUAAGCAACAAAACUAUUGAAAAAAUCCCUAUUAUUUUGCCAAAAAACACCCCGUGAGUGAACAAAAACAAUUUUUAAUAGAAAACCGUUUUUGAAAAAAAAAUUAUAUAAGUGAUAAAUCAUAUAAUGAAAUCUCUAGCUAAUUCUGUUUAAUUUCAAACAAUUUGCAUUGUAAAACAUAAAUUUUACAAAUUAAAUAAAUAUUUGCUUUCCAAUUUUUGCGAAAUUGCGAUUUUCUUAAAUUUCGAAAAAAUAUUAACCACUCUGUGAAGGAAAAUUUUUUUUUUCGCUUACGGAGGGGGCAGAAGUUAGCAGCUCAUUUAUAGACAUUAUUUUAGUCAAAAUUUAUCAAGAAUUCCUAUUCUUUAAAGUUAAUACACAUCCUAUUUGCCUUCAAAUCUUUACAAAAUUAAUCAAGUCUAUUCACUAUGAUUUUAAUAAUAAAAAUAGAGAAAUAGCAUGUGGGAUAUUUUUAUUAAAAGAAAUUCACGUAAUAGAAAUAAUGAGGCUUUAUGCUCAAUAUAUCUUAAAAAGCUCAUCAAAAAUCUCAAAAAUCAGAGCUGAUUUUUCUUUUGCUAUGGCAAAUCUUUAUAGCAUUUCUAAAGAAAAAAUUGAUUUAUUUUACUUACUCCCCCGCCUCCGUGAGUGAACAAAACCAUUAAAAAAUCGGGCAUUUUUUGCCCAAAAACCACCCUCCGUGAGUGAACAAAAAUUUUUUUUAAUACAAAAAAUUUUUAUGGAAAAAAAAAUUGAUAUAUAAAUGAUAAUUAGUAUAAUGAAAUCUAGAGCUAAUUCUGUUUAAUUUUAAACGAAUUGCUUUUUAAAAUAUAAAUUUUUUACAAAUUAAAUUAAUAUUUGCUUUCCAAUUUUUGCAAAUUAGAUUUUUUUAAUAUUCGAAAAAAAAUAUUUUUUCAAAAAUUUAUAUAUAAAUUUUUUUAAAAAACAAAAAUUAACCACCCUCCGUGAGUGAACAAAAUUGUUUUGUUCACUCACGGAGGGGGGGGGGAGUUAUUGACACCUAUUUCUAUUUUAUUAGAGAUUUCUGUAGAAGAAUUGAGCUAUAUUUAUCAAGACUUAAAAGGUAUUAUUAGGGCUUUAAACAAUUCAGAAGAUUUUGAGAUAUUUUUUGAUUGAUUUUUUCUAACUCUCGCUAUACUUGAUCGAAAGAUUCCAUUAAAAUUUUUCUAAAAAAAAACAAAAUGAAGCCCAUCCUUAUUUGAAUGAUUUUCAUAUAUAGCAAGUAUGAAGCCUACUCCCCUACCCUCCUCAAAUAUAAAUACCUAUAUUUGAUAAUACUUAAUAUUAGACAAUUUACAGUUAGCCAUAUUAUUGGAUUUUCUACGUAUUUCCUAUAUAUUGUAUUCUCUGCAUCUUUAUAUUUUAUUUAGAAAUUUUUUAACCCCAUCCUUAAUUGAACAAUAGCCAUCAUUCGAUCAAGGACGGAGAGAGUAAAUGAAAAUAAAAUGAGUCAAAUAGAUUCAGAUAUAUUGCAUAAGCUAUUCAUCAUGCAGUUUAUUAAAGAGUUUAUAGGCAAAUUUAUUAUUUUUGCUGAUAAUUUCGAAAUAAAUAAAACUCAGAUUAUUUUAGCUUAUUCAAUUAAGAAUCUUGAUAGAACCUUUACAAUUCUAGCAAAUAGUGAUUUUACGCAUAUGACUAAAGAAAAAUUAAGUGCCCUUGGAAAUUCUAUUGAUACACUUAACUGCAUCAUAAAAUACAAAAUAAAUCACCCACAACAAAAUUACAAUUUUAAAGAAACAAUUAAUCUUGCUAAUGCCACAAUAAAUCAUUAUACAAUUGAAAUUCUAUGUGCUGAGCCUGAAACAAUCGAAAAAUGCUGUGAAUUUAUAAAAAACGUAAAAUUAAUUAACUAA
Messenger RNA from Blepharisma stoltei, 3736 nucleotides. The record is from the annotation of a GenBank genome assembly. Lineage: Eukaryota; Ciliophora; Heterotrichea; Heterotrichida; Blepharismidae.